AUGACCUCCCGAUCGUUUCGUCCCUUUUUCGGGUUCAUGCCUAGUGUUUGCUUCGUCAGUGUCACCGUUGCCCUAUAUCACGCGAAUAGAAGUUCCAAGCAAAUAGAUUGCAACGGCUCUGAAGCGCCCACGCACGCACUCACGCUCCAAGCCUUGAGGCACAAGCAACAUCCAACGCAUCUGGAGAAUCGAAAUCACCUUGCUGGAAAGAUAAGCCGUGUGAUGACUAUGCGCUCCAUUGUAUUGCACGCGCUCAUUCUCCCUACUGUGUCAGCUGGUAGGCUGUUCGCCGACGAUGCGUACCUCGAAAGUGCUUGGGAGGCUUCCACCGUAGCGAAUGCCUCUCCCGCUUCACUGCCACGAUCAGAUAUUCCAUUCCAGACUAUAACAGCUGAACACGAGAAUAUAGAGCUCCGACAAGCACCGGACGUAGCUGCCAAUGCUGCCCAGCCACCUGUUGAUCCUAAAGCGAUGCCGGAAAGCCCUGAGAAUGCAGCCAAACAAGUAGAAAGUUCCACGGACCCAGCACUGCCUGCGCCUGGGGCAGCGUUCCCUGCACCAGCAUCAUCAACCUCUACCGAACUCCCACCCGCCAACCCAGACCCAGUAGACGCAGCACUUCCAGCAACUGAAACCUCAUCCCCAAUUCCAGCAAGCAAGUCCCCCCCAGAAGCCGCUCCCAUGCCUGCACCACUCGUCGCCCCCCUUCCCUCAGCCGCAAGCCCCAUCAUAGCAGUCGUAGCCAGCGCCAGCGCCAGCGCCGCCACCACCACACCUCCCUCCCCCACAGGCGUCAAAGGCGACGACUACAUCUCGGUGCAAUGGGUCGAAACCUGGAUUGGCGGUACAUUCAGCACCUGGGUCCCCGAGACCUGGACCGUCCACUUUCCCUCACGCACACCUGGCCCAGCACCAGGAAAGGGCGAAAUCGGCCUGGGCACCAUCGAGGGCCAGGCCGGUAGCACGAGGACGAUAUAUGAGGGUGCGGCGCCUACGCCGGCUGCGGUGUGGGCCAGGGGCGUGGCUGCUGCUGUUGGGAUGGGUGUGUUGGGUCUUGUUGCGUGA
Plenodomus lingam JN3 is the source of this 1065-nucleotide messenger RNA. Lineage: Eukaryota; Fungi; Ascomycota; Dothideomycetes; Pleosporales; Leptosphaeriaceae. The record is from RefSeq and is a predicted model, not a curated record.